AUGUCGCUCUCGAUCGCAUUCCUGGGUGGAACUGACGGUCUCGCUGUGGCCAACAAGUUGAGCGUGGACGAGAGCGUCAGUGUGCUAGUUGUCGAUGCUGGUGUUAAUGAGAGCCCGGGUGGUGAGGACAGAGGAGAUUCACCAGAUCGAUGGAGUUAUACGAGUACACCGCAGGAGAAUGCCAAUGGUAACACACAAGAGCUGCCUGCUGGCAAGCUCGUUGGUGGCACCUCGCAGAUCAACGGUAACGUAUACUCUCGGCCUGAAUCAAGCCAAAUCGAUAUCUGGGGAGAUGUAAACAACGCAGACUGGUCAUGGAAUACGCUACUGGAGUACUACAAAUCAUCCGAGACACUAUCCCAUCCAAGCAGCGACCAGGAAGAAGGAGGCUACACCGUCAACGAAGACUACCACGGCCUGAACGGUCACGACAACGUCUCCUUCCCCGCCGAGACCAACGCCGACUUCCACAAGAUCCUGGAGAAGACUGCAAACAACUUCAGCAUGCCCCUCAACCGAGACUUCAACGGCGGCAACGCUCGUGGCUUCGCUACAUACCCUGCUCAAUUCGUCAUCGAGGGCGAGCGAGAGCAAGUCCGCUGGUCUGCUAGAGAAGCAUAUUACUUGCCAGCACAAAAGCGCAAGAACCUCGAACUCAUCGAUCAGCCCACCUGCAUCCGCUUGGCUUGGAAGGACCCCUCAGGUGGCGACAACAAAGCCAUAACAGCAGACGGCGUCGAAAUCGCCUCAACCGAAAAGGAGCAAACAAUCAAAGCCCGCAAAGAAGUCAUCCUCUCGGCAGGCGCCUACCGCUCCGCCCCAAUCCUCGAAUUCUCCGGCGUCGGUGACAAGAAGCUCCUCUCCAACUACAGCAUCGACUCCAUCAUCGACCUCCCCGGCGUCGGCGAGAACCUCCAAGACCAAGUCCAAGGCACGUUCUUCUUUAACCGCAGCGAGAAAUCCUCCAUAACCUUCCCAGACCCCGUCGGUGAUGAAAUCACAACAAACUUCCUCUUCCACCUCACUUACGAAGAUGUCCUCCAAGAUGGCAGUCCCGAGUUCCAAGAUCGCGUCAAUGGCUCUCUGUCGGAUUACGCAGAUUCCAUCGAGAAGCAUAUCAACAGCACCCUCUCUGCCGUCCAGAUAAGGAAAUCCCUCCAAAAUCCAACACGACAACAUCUUCAACACCCGCGCCCCCGCCGUUGA
This is a messenger RNA of Fulvia fulva, 1206 nucleotides long. RefSeq names its product GMC oxidoreductase family protein Mala s. Gene Ontology annotation, molecular function: oxidoreductase activity, acting on CH-OH group of donors; flavin adenine dinucleotide binding. The record is from RefSeq and is a predicted model, not a curated record. NCBI's taxonomy places the organism in Eukaryota, Fungi, Ascomycota, Dothideomycetes, Mycosphaerellales, Mycosphaerellaceae. The transcript has 3 exons. Bases 1 to 1206 code for a protein of 401 amino acids.